GAGUGGAGGAAAGUGUGGUGAGCGUGGUGAUGUUUACUUUUUCUUGUCAGAUGUACCUAUUAUUCAACGAUGUUUGCAACAAUCGAAUGGUUCGAUAGUUUUCAUUUCAGUGUGCGCAGCGCUAGAGACGCUUGACAUGUGUCUGCUGCAGGCGUAUGGUGUACUUAUUUAAUUUAGGUCAGAAUUUAGGUUGACACGAUGUUCACCAGUCGUCAGGUAACAAAAUUCAUUGUUCGAAAAUUAACAAAGCGUCGGAUGAAUGACUUUCCAUUACUAACGGAAAGAAAUGAUUGUCAGUAUACUAGCCGAACUGAUUUGUUGAGGUUAAGAACCGUACCAGUUUCUCCUCCAUAUCCACAUCACAAGUUUCACCAAGAUAUGGUGCACUGCUGCGAAAAGAAGGGUGCUGAAGAAUCAUUAGAAGUGUGUAAUGAGAAAAGUGGAAAUAUUGUACAUACUGAAAGUGGGUAUAUAAAAGAUGCUGAUAAGCCAAAGUCGGAAGACAGUGAAUUACAAUCGCAACAGUUUGUUGCUAAAAUAACAGGACGAUUCCAGCUCAUAUAUACAUGUAAAAAGUGUAACACUCGUAAUGUGGCACAUAUAUCAAAACUUUCAUACCAACAAGGGGUUGUGAUUGUAUGUUGUCAAGGGUGUAGUGUUAAACAUUUGAUUGCCGAUAAUCUGAAGUGGUUUUCUGAUAAGAAGAAAAAUAUUGAAGACAUUCUUGCAGAAAAGGGUGAAUCUGUAACUAGAAUUACUUCACAAGAAGUUUUCCUUGAAGUUUCCCCACCAGGUACACCAGAUCCACUGCCGAAGGAAGACAAACAGACUAAAACAACAGUGGUUAGCAGAGAAUGUGUAUAGAUCAUUCUAAUUGUAAUGGGGGGGAAAAAUCUGAUACUAGAUAUUUUGUAUAAUUGUUUUGGAACAACAUUAAAGGACCAUUUUGCAUCUGA
Cryptotermes secundus is the source of this 956-nucleotide messenger RNA. RefSeq names its product mitochondrial protein import protein ZIM17. Gene Ontology annotation, molecular function: protein-folding chaperone binding; zinc ion binding. The transcript has a single exon. Bases 199 to 864 code for a protein of 221 amino acids. Gene Ontology annotation, cellular component: mitochondrion. NCBI's taxonomy places the organism in Eukaryota, Metazoa, Arthropoda, Insecta, Blattodea, Kalotermitidae. The record is from RefSeq and is a predicted model, not a curated record. Gene Ontology annotation, biological process: protein import into mitochondrial matrix; protein stabilization; protein folding.